AUGGUCUACCGUGGGAAACCCUCCAAAGCUUGCCUACAGUGUAGGAAAAGAAGAUUACGAGACGAGAGUCACGCAGCGAAGGCAAGAACGCUGGCUAAGACUAGCAAGCUUCAGGUGCCAGCUACCGUGGCCAUCUCUCUCAAGGCUCGAGCGAACAGUGCGUUCUUCACGUACUACGUUUCAGGCUUCUCACAGUCGUACGAUGUACUGGAGCCGCUGUUACUCGAGUCUUCAGCAAACUCGAUACUGAGAAAAACUGUCGACGCCGUGAGCCUGGCCUUCUUUUCGACCCGAUUCUGCUCAAGUCAGGGAAUGAGAAACGCUAGGGCCGAGUACAUUUCGGCUCUCUCUCUGCUGAAUGCGACUUUACAGACAGCUGGAGGCGCCACAUCUGAUUCGGCAUUGGUCUCUAUCAUCCUACUAGACCUCUUUGAGAAGAUCACAGACCUUCGACCGCGAUCGACAGGGUCCUGGAUGAUGCAUGUCAAUGGCGCGCUCGCAGUGGUAAAAAUCCGGGGUCUACCACAACUCGAAUCUAAGUCUGGACUUCGGAUAUCUUCACGCAUCUUCCAGAAUAGUCUCAUCAGUUGUAUAGCAGCAAACGCAGCAAUCCCGCUAGGAUUGGUCGAGCUUCGCGCUCAUUUGGAGCGAUUCGUCAACCCAACAGAUCCCAAAUGGCUGAUGUCAGGACUUUGCGUUGAGUAUGCCAACCUGCAGAGUGUCAUUCAAAGUGAAUCACUCACAAGCGCCGAAGUCGCGCGGCUAUUGGUCAAGCUUGACCUCAAGUUUGUAGACUUGGAAAAAUACACCUCUUCGAUAUGGGAUCAAAAACCCUCAUUUCCACGGCAACAGACGCAUUUGACACUUGAAGAUUAUUGCCAUGUCUAUCCCGACCACGUCCUUACGCAACAGAGGAAUGGAACUCGUAUCAUCAGAAUUCUUCUGAAUGAUCUGUUGCGAAAGAUGAUGCCACCGCCGCCGAUCUCUGACCUCGACACUAAUUACGCCACUGCCGGUACAAUAGAUUCGUUGGCAGAGGAAAUUUGCAUCAGUGCAACACAGGCAAGUUUGGGAGCUGGUGGUAGUCAUGCUUCUGACAUUGACCGAAUCCGAUGCUUUACGUUGAUAUUUCCGCUCUAUGUUGCAGGCACUUUCGCAAGUUCAACCUCGGGGGUAAAGCCGUUGGUCUUAAAGCAGCUAAGUUCGCUCUCGGAUGUUAUGGGCUUGCAGCAUGCUGCAAUGAUUGCGGACGUCUUAAGGAAAGGAAGGAAAAUUGACACAUGGUCCGUGUAUGCUUUGCUAGGCAGCUAUGCCUUCGCAGCAUAG
Messenger RNA from Bacidia gigantensis, 1326 nucleotides. RefSeq lists its product as uncharacterized. The transcript has 2 exons. NCBI's taxonomy places the organism in Eukaryota, Fungi, Ascomycota, Lecanoromycetes, Lecanorales, Ramalinaceae. The coding region runs from base 1 to 1326 and encodes 441 amino acids. The record is from RefSeq and is a predicted model, not a curated record.